UGCAUUCCGAGAUGCGUAGUCGCAAUAGAUUUGAUAAAAAAAUUAUUUUGCUAUUUUUACAAAUUUUCUCCAAUGGUGUUGCGCAGAAAUUCUCUACUCUGCUGGAUGGAAGAAUAGUCGGUGGCCAGCUGACAACCAUAGAUCAAGUACCGUAUUUGUUGAAUUUGCGUCGUAAUGGUGAAUUCAUCUGUGGUGGCUCGUUAAUAACCAAACGUUGUGUACUCACAGCGGCCCAUUGUGUCAAAGGUGUGCCAUCUUCGAGCUUGACAGUGCAUGCUGGCGCUAGUCGACUUUCUGAGCCGGGCGUGGCACGCCAAGUCGAACAGCAUUUCGUGUCGUCAUUCUACUCCACAGCGACAUUAGAUAUGGAUGUGGCAAUCUUAAAAUUAACCGAUACGUUAAGUGGACCAAGUAUUGCUACAAUUGGACUAUGCAGUACAACUCCUGGAAAUAAUGAGUUUGUAAAAAUUUCUGGUUGGGGUAUAACAGACGAAUAUAACAAUGAACCAUCCGAUCAGGUGCGCACGACGCUUGUGAGCGUCGUGGCUAAAAGUGAUUGCAUGCAGGCUUAUUUGGGUAAAGCAUUGUUAACGAGCACAAUGUUUUGUGCGACUAUACCAGGUGAAAGAGAUUCUUGCUCUGGCGAUUCUGGUGGACCGGUGGUAUACGACGGACGCGUUUGCGGUAUAGUUUCGUGGGGCUUCGGAUGUGCACGCAAGGAGUAUCCAGGAGUCUAUACCAAUGUGGCUAGUCGACGGGUAAACGCUUUCGUAAAACAAACCCUAAUGCAAAACUGCCACUAAUUAAAAAUAUUAUACACCCAUAUAUAAAUAUGAUGGUGUAUAAAUAUGUGUUAGAGAAUAAGAGAAUACUUAAUACAUACUUAGAGAGGUUAAGAAAAUGUUUUCACAUACUAAAAUAUUAAGUUAUUUUAACUUUUUGAAUUGAAACUAUCGCUUCUUAAUGAAUUUUGAGAGCCUUUCAAAAUUACUUCAUUAGCUUACAUAAAUAGUUACCAGUACUUCGUAACGGUAAACUUUUUGAAUUCAUCUAUGCAAGCAAAAACAAAAAUACAAAAAACAAAUGCUUCUCUCAGCUUUCAAGAAUGUGUUUUUACAUAUAUUUUUGAUUUGAUAUACCGUUAUUUGACUGAGUUGUUACACACGUGUUAAUCAAAAAUCUGUU
Messenger RNA from Anastrepha obliqua, 1185 nucleotides. Its product is annotated as trypsin beta-like. The record is from RefSeq and is a predicted model, not a curated record. Gene Ontology annotation, molecular function: serine-type endopeptidase activity. Gene Ontology annotation, biological process: proteolysis. Lineage: Eukaryota; Metazoa; Arthropoda; Insecta; Diptera; Tephritidae. The coding region runs from base 12 to 803 and encodes 263 amino acids. The transcript has a single exon.